This is a messenger RNA of Perkinsus marinus ATCC 50983, 1275 nucleotides long. RefSeq names its product peptidyl-prolyl cis-trans isomerase, putative. Gene Ontology annotation, molecular function: peptidyl-prolyl cis-trans isomerase activity; protein binding. The record is from RefSeq and is a predicted model, not a curated record. The transcript is spliced from 13 exons. Gene Ontology annotation, biological process: protein folding; protein peptidyl-prolyl isomerization. The coding region runs from base 1 to 1275 and encodes 424 amino acids. NCBI's taxonomy places the organism in Eukaryota, Perkinsozoa, Perkinsida, Perkinsidae.
AUGAUGAUUGGCCUCCUGGCCGCAAAAAGACUCUUUNNNNAAGGUUGGGACGAAGGUGUUGCUACCAUGCAUCGAGGGGAGAGAGCGAUCUUCACAUUCCAUCCCGACUUCGGCUAUGGUGCCGCGGGGGCUGGCGCUGAGAUACCACCAAAUUCGUGGUUAAAGUUCGACGUGGAACUGCUCAGUUUCAAGCCUGGCAAGCCUGAUAAGUGGAGUAUGUCCAAACAAGAGAAGGUCGCCGCUGCAUCAGCCUGUAAGGAGAAGGGAAACGCUGCGUUCAAGGCUGGCGAGUACGAGGAAGCCCUGGAGCAAUAUAAAGAGGGAGUUGACUACUUUGAGCAGACAUCGUCCUGGUCUGGUGCUGAUAAGGAGGAUAAGGAUAAGGUCCUUCUAUCGUGUUACCUCAACAUGGCAAAUUCCUGUAUGAAGUUGGCAGACUGGUACGCCGCAGUAGAGUAUGGCAAGAAGGCAGUUGAACUUGACGAUAAAUCAACUAAAGCACACUUCCGUUACGGUGCUGCCUUGAUGGAGAUCGCCUCCUUUAAGGAUGCGAAGGAGCAACUUCUCAUAGCAGCAAGGGCCGAACCUCAAACCGAGAGAUUCGCGUUGGCUGAGGAGAAGACAGCAUUUGGGGCGAUGUUCGGUCAGAGUAUCUACUCAGAGAAGGCUGAUGUUGAGCUACCCCCAGUUCACGACAUUGCCAAGCUCCCCAAGGCCUGGAUGGAUAUCAAGGUCGGCACUGAGGAGCCCAAGCGUGUGUCUUUCGCCCUCUAUUCCGAUACGGUGCCGAAGACUGCUGAGAACUUCCUGGCGUUGUGCAGAGGUGACAGUGGUAAAUGCCAUAGUAAGCCAGAAGUGGAGCUCGCCUAUAAGGGCUCUACCUUCCAUCGUGUCAUCAAAGGCUUCAUGAUGCAGGGUGGUGACUUCACCAACGGGAACGGCACUGGCGGCGAGUCUAUCUACGGUGAGAAGUUCCAGGAUGAGGGUUUCCGUGACCAUCAUACUAAGCGAGGACUUCUUUCCAUGGCCAACUCUGGUCCCAAUACUAACGGCUCGCAGUUCUUCGUCACUUUCGCUCCCACACCUCAUCUCGAUGGGAAGCAUGUGGUCUUCGGUGAAGUCAUUGAUGGUAUGGACGUGUUGGAUGCUGUUGAGAACGCCCCGACUGAUGCGCAGGUGAGGAGUUCAGAGUUUGUGAUGGAUGGCACUGUGUGUAUUCAGGACAAGCCUACUGUGGAUGGCGGCAUUGUAAUCGUCGAUUGUGGAGUUGAGUAA